AUGGCGACCAAGGCCGCAACCAAGCGGCUGACGCGUGAAUACCAAAACAUCCAAAAGAACCCCCCUCCUUAUAUUGUUGCUCAUCCUUCAGAGUCAAACAUUCUAGAGUGGCAUUAUAUCCUUACAGGUCCUCCACAGACACCGUAUGAAAAUGGCCAAUACUGGGGGACAUUGAUAUUCCCACCAGACUAUCCCUUUGCUCCGCCUGCUAUCCGCAUGCACACCCCCAGCGGUCGAUUCCAGCCCUCAUCCCGACUUUGUCUCAGUAUCAGCGAUUUCCACCCCAAGUCGUUUAACCCCGCCUGGGAGGUGUCGACCAUUCUGAUAGGACUGAUGUCCUUUAUGAAUAGCGAAGAAAUGACGACGGGCAGUGUGAGCGCAUCUGACGGGGAACGCAAACUGCUCGCAGCUCGUUCAAGAUGGUGGAAUUCGACCGGCGGGGGUUCUCAUGUCAAGUCGGUUCCGGGCGUGACUUCCACUAUCAAGGGCAUUGCAAAUAUCAAAGCGGGCGAUGGAGGCAAAAAGUUUCGAGCGGAGUGGGCGGAGUUGGACGAGGAGAACUGGACUUGGAUGAAGGAUAAUCAUAUCGAUAUCGCGACCGGUCAGGUCCUCCCCGACCCCAACGCCGCUACUACAAGCUGCUCCCCCGAAACCAGCGCACUACGUCGCCGUCCGGUCGGGAGCGCUGCCGGUUUGGGCGCGGUCAUGGAAGGGGGUCAGGUCGCGCGUGAUGUUGGCCAGAGCUGGUUCCGUCGACACAAGGUGUGGGUUGGAGUGUUGAUGGUUCUGGGAUACGCUCUGUUGGCACGACUGUUCGAUGACAUUCGUGCCUAG
Molecule: messenger RNA, 834 nt
Organism: Uncinocarpus reesii 1704
Lineage: Eukaryota; Fungi; Ascomycota; Eurotiomycetes; Onygenales; Onygenaceae
Product: ubiquitin-conjugating enzyme E2 6
Exons: 3
Coding region: 1-834 (277 amino acids)
Source: RefSeq, a predicted model, not a curated record